AUGGCAAGGGCCUUAUACGACAAUGUCCCCGAGUGUGCUGAGGAGCUGGCCUUUCGCAAGGGAGACAUUCUGACUGUGAUAGAGCAGAACACGGGAGGACUUGAAGGAUGGUGGCUGUGCUCUUUACAUGGGAGGCAAGGCAUCGUUCCAGGCAACCGCGUGAAGCUUCUGAUUGGUCCUAUGCCGGAGAUCCCUGCUACUCAGGAGCAGCCUCCUUCUGGACUGAUACACCAGACCUUUGGUCAACAGAAGCUCUAUCAAGUGCCAAACUCACAGGCUUCUUCUCGGGACACCAUCUACCAAGUGCCACCUUCCUACCAAAACCAGGGGAUUUACCAAGUCCCUACUGGCCACGGGACUCUAGAACAAGAUGUGUAUCAAGUGCCACCAUCAGUGCAGAGGAGCAUUGGGGGAACCAAUAGUCCCCACUUAACUAACAAGGUGAUAACCCCAGUGAGGACAGGCCAUGGCUAUGUGUACGAGUACCCAUCCAGAUACCCAAAGGACAUCUAUGACAUCCCUCCCUCCCAUAGCCUGCAGGGGGUGUACGAUAUCCCUCCCUCAUCAGUGAAAGCUCCUGUGUUUUCAGUUCCGGUGGAAGAGAUUAAGCCUCAAGGGGUAUAUGACAUCCCUCCUACAAAAGGGAUGUAUACCAGUCCUCCUUCUGCUUGUAAAGAUGCAGCAGGGCUUAGGGGAAAAGAAUAUGAUUUCCCCCCACCAAUGAGACAAGCUGUCAGACCAGAGGGCGUUUAUGACAUCCCUCCAGCCAACACCAAGCCAGUGGGGAAGGACCUUCACCUAAAAUACCACUGUGAUGUCCCGGGAGCCGCUGAGCUGACGUCCCGCAAACACCAGAGUAUGUCCCUGAACCACACACCCGCAGCAUUGACACCGCCAGCGGGCACUCAGAACGAUGCAUAUGACAUCCCGCGAGGAGUUCAGUUUCUAGAACCACCAGCAGAAAACAGUGAGAAAGCAAAUCCCGAAGAAAGGGACGGUGUUUAUGAUGUCCCUCUGCAUAACCCGGCAGACACUAAAGGGUCUCAGGACGUGGUUGAUGGAAUCAACAGGUUAUCUUUCUCCAGUACAGGCAGUACCCGGAGUAACAUGUCCACGUCUUCCACCACUUCCAAGGAGUCCUCGGUGUCGGCCUCCCAGUCUCAGGAUAAAAGGCUUCUCCUAGAUCCAGACACAGCCAUUGAGAGACUCCACCAGCUCCAGCAGACCCUGGACAUGGGUGUCACCAACCUCAUGGCGCUGGUGACCAGUGACUGGCGGUGUUAUGGAUACAUGGAGAGACACAUCAAUGAGAUACGCAUGGCAGUGGACAAGGUAGAUCUGUCCCUGAGGGAGUAUCUCCUUUUUGCCAAGGGAGCUCUUGCGAAUGCCUCCUGUCUCCCAGAACCCACCCUCCACAACAAAAUGAAGCGGGAGCUCCAAAGAGUUGAAGACUCUCACCAGAUCCUAGGCCAAACCAGCCAUGACUUAAGUGAGUGUAACUGGUCCCUGAAUAUCUUGGCCAUCAACAAGUCCCAAAACAAGUGGGAUGAUCUGGAUAGAUUUGUGAUGGUGGCAAAAACACUGCCUGAUGAUGCCAAGCAGCUCACCACAACCAUCAACACCAACGCAGAGGCUGUCUUCAGACAGGGCCCUGGUACCUUCCAUCUGAAGAAUGGGCCUGAAAACAUCAUGAACUCAACUGAGUACCCAGCUGGUGGCUCCCACAAGGCCCAAGUCCACAACAAGGCAUUGCCUGCAGGCCUGGGAAAGGACAAGCCCCCCGACUGUGGCAGCAGCGAUGGCUCUGAAACGAGCUGGAUGGACGAUUAUGAUUAUGUCCACCUACAGGGUAAGGAGGAGUUUGAGAGGCAACAGAAAGAGCUGUUGGAAAAAGAGAAUAUCAUCAAACAAAACAAGAUGCAGCUGGGACAUCAUCAGCUAAGUCAAUUCCAGCUGUUGGAACAAGAAAUCACAAAGCCUGUGGAGAAUGACAUCUCAAAGUGGAAGCCCUCUCAGAGUCUCCCAGCUACAAGCAACAGCGUGGGUGCUCAAGACAGGCAGCUGCUCUGUUUCUAUUAUGACCAAUGUGAGACCCAUUACAUUUCCCUUCUCAAUGCCAUUGAUGCACUCUUCAGCUGCGUCAGCUCAGCCCAGCCCCCACGGAUCUUUGUGGCACACAGCAAGUUUGUCAUCCUAAGUGCACACAAACUGGUGUUCAUUGGAGACACACUGACAAGGCAGCUUGCUGCCCAGGAUAUUCGCAACAAAGUGAUGAACUCCAGCAACCAGCUGUGUGAACAGCUCAAGACUAUAGUUAUGGCAACCAAGAUGGCGGCCCUCCAUUACCCCAGCACGACUGCCUUGCAGGAAAUGGUACAUCAAGUGACAGACCUGUCUAGACACGCUCAGCUGUUUAAGCGCUCUUUGCUGGAGAUGGCGACGUUCUGA
This is a messenger RNA of Chrysochloris asiatica (Cape golden mole), 2448 nucleotides long. RefSeq names its product neural precursor cell expressed, developmentally down-regulated 9 (gene NEDD9). The record is from RefSeq and is a predicted model, not a curated record. NCBI's taxonomy places the organism in Eukaryota, Metazoa, Chordata, Mammalia, Afrosoricida, Chrysochloridae. The transcript is spliced from 6 exons. Gene Ontology annotation, molecular function: protein binding. Gene Ontology annotation, biological process: cell surface receptor protein tyrosine kinase signaling pathway; cell migration. Gene Ontology annotation, cellular component: cytoplasm; plasma membrane. Bases 1 to 2448 code for a protein of 815 amino acids.